Messenger RNA from Papilio polytes (common Mormon), 1244 nucleotides. Its product is annotated as carbonic anhydrase 3-like. The transcript is spliced from 9 exons. The record is from RefSeq and is a predicted model, not a curated record. NCBI's taxonomy places the organism in Eukaryota, Metazoa, Arthropoda, Insecta, Lepidoptera, Papilionidae. Gene Ontology annotation, molecular function: zinc ion binding; carbonate dehydratase activity. Gene Ontology annotation, cellular component: cytoplasm. Bases 92 to 1216 code for a protein of 374 amino acids.
GUUUUUCUUGUUGUAUUUUUAAAUGUGUUAAUUUUAUGGAAAAUAUAAUUUUUAUGCGUCACUUUACCGUUCAAAGAGAUAUUGCUAUGUUAUGGUGUUUAAUGAGGCUGACAUAUGCAAAGUUUUAUGGAUAUUAUUGUUAAUACAAGUUAGUGAUACGUAUGUCGAUAAAUUAAAAGAUACUUAUUUAGGAAAAUAUAACCAAGAAGAAACCAAAGAUCAAACAACUUCACGUGCCAAUAAUUUGUACGACGACGCGGACGAUCUGCAGAAACAGCUCGAUAAUGAAGCGAGAGACAAAUUAAAAGUAGGAAAACCUAAAACAAUCUGGGUGUUCCAUUUGCCCACACCGUUCCCAGACAUCACGUAUUUAGUGACGUCACGACGGCCAAGGAGCGCUGAUCAUCAAGAUAAAACACUAAUUAAGAAUAAUACAAAGACAGAACCUGUUGAAGCCGCCGCUGAAUGGGAUUACAAAAAUCAAAAUGACUGGGGUAAGAUGUUCCCUGAUUGUGGAGGUCGAUCUCAGUCACCAGUUGAUCUACCGCUGCAAGGAUUCGUCAAGGCGAAAGGCGGUCGGCGUCUCCUGUUCACCAACUAUGACCUUUACCCGGAGAAAAUAACAGUUCAGAAUGAUGGCAAACGGGUGGUAUUAUUUGGUCAGUGGGAUCGCAACCGUAUGCCGCUGGUGUACGGCGGAGCUGCACAUAGUCGACGGUAUAUUUUCCAUUCCUUGAGCUUUGUAUGGCCUUCGGAGCACACGAUAGGAGGGCUACAGUUCCCUAUGGAGAGUCAAGCAUUGCAUAUAUCUGCUGAAUACGGGUCAAUGAAGGAAGCUUUGGAUGCAGCCCCGAGUGAUCCUCAAGCAUUUCUUGGUAUCGUCAAUAUUUAUAAGUUCGAAGAUCACACACAAAAAGGAUUGCGGGAAGUUUUGAGUGUCCUAAGAAAGCAAAGCACUUUCAAUAAUUCCGCUGCUUUGCACCCAUUGAGUUAUUUUGUACCGCGAUUCAAAGACUAUGCGAGUUACCAGGGGUCAUUGACCGCGCCACCGUGCACUGAAUCAGUACUUUGGUUGGUACGUGCAAGAAGUUUACCAGUUCAAAGGGAGGCGAUAGCCGCCGCACAGAAAUUGAGAAGUCCCUACGGAGAUACGCAGAGCUUUGCCGUUCGUUUUACGCAACCGCUUAAUGAUAGGAAAAUAUUCUUAUUUCAUUAAAAAAUUACAAAACUAUACAAUGUCAUAA